CUGUGUUUGAUUGACGGCUCCAUAUUUUGUGCAGGGUCUAUUUUUUUUUUCUCCGCAUGCUACUCGAGAAAGAGGAAAACAACAGAACAGAGUGAUUUCGUGAGAGGGGGAAACUGCAAGCCGAAAUAACAAAGACGGAAGAAAAGUGAGAGAUAAAGAGAAUAUUGGGGACGAGACAAAGGACGGGAGUGGAAAAUUAAAGCCUGGCAAAGACUUGUUGUGAUUUUGCACAUUUAGUCAACUCUCAAAUAUCGUUUCAGUUGUUUCUGCAGGGACGAAGCAAGGACUUAUAAUGACGACCGAAUUGCAAGAGAUUGCCAUCAUGGAGGACAAGCCUUUACUUACGGGUCAAACAGACAGCGUGAAGGAGGCUGAGAUCGCAGCCAGAAUAUUGUUGGACCGGGGUCAGGAGUACAAUAUUGAGACCCCGCAUGGUUUGGUGCAUGUGACGCUGCACGGCACAGGAAGUACCCGUCGGCCAGCUAUACUGACCUAUCAUGAUGUUGGAAUGGACAGUAAGAGCUGCUUCUCUACUUUCUUCAAAUUUGAGGAGAUGCAGGAGAUUGUGAAGAACUUCACAGUGGUUCAUGUAGACGCCCCAGGACAAGAGGAGGGAGCUGCGCCCUAUCCUUCUGGGUAUCAUUAUUUUUCCAUGGAUCAGCUUGCAGAAAUGAUCCCAUCAGUCAUACAGUUUUUCAAUUUCCGUACUGUGAUCGGAGUUGGAGUUGGAGCAGGGGCCUAUGUCCUUUCAAAGUUCACACUUAAAAAUCCAGACUCUGUGGAAGGUCUUGUUCUGAUAAAUAUUGACCCGAACGCUCGCGGCUGGAUAGACUGGGCCGCCCAAAAGCUCAGCACACUGACUUCCUCACUUGCCGAUCAGCUCCUUGGUCACCUCUUCAGUCAGGAGGAGACUUCGUCCAACACUGAGCUUGUUCAGGCACACAGAGAGAGAAUCUCAACAGCCUCCAACCUGGUGAACAUCGACCUCUUCUGGAAGAGCUACAACAAUCGCAGGGAUCUGAACAUCGACCGUAGCAGCACUCUCAAAUGUCCCGUCAUGCUGGUGGUAGGGGACCAGGCACCAUAUGAAGAAGCUGCAGUGGAGUGCAACAGCAAACUGGACCCAACUACAACCUCAUUCCUGAAGAUGGCUGAUGCUGGCGGGAUGCCACAACUCACUCAACCCAGCAAGCUGACUGAAGCAUUCAAAUACUUCAUCCAGGGAAUGGGAUACAUGGCAUCCUCCUGCAUGACCCGUCUCUCCCGCUCUCGCACCACCUCUCUCUCUUCAUCCUACUCCCUGGAGGGCUCUCGCUCAAGAUCACGCACCCUCUCCCAGGGCUCCGUAGGUGGAAACAUGCCCCCUACCUCCUCCAACACAAUGGAGGUGUCCUGCUGAAGAGCAAGAGAAAGAGAACAAGAGAGAGAGAGGUGGAUGGAUGGAUGGAUAGAUGGAUAAGCCACUACUGUUGAGAGGGUCAUAACAAUCAGUCAUAUCCAUUCAUCAAAGUGUAACGCAAGAAAGGAAGAGAGACAUAAAGAGAGAGAGAGAGAGAGAUACUCCUCUUACCAAACUAAAUCUCAUUCUCAUGUAUAAUUCGCUCAUCCCGUACUUGGGGGAAGUGAGAGAUUCUUAAGGGAAGCGAGCUGGAAACAAGUGACAUGGGGAGAGAGGGAGAAAAAAAAUCCACCCCUUUAUCUCUCCAUCCCUCUGUCAACUUAACAUCUGUGGUGCAGGUAGGGGCCUGUAGAGAGACCCAAGAUGUAGUGAUAACCAAUAGUAAUACUUCUAAUAUAGAAUAUUAAUUAUGAUUAUCUAUAAAUAAUGACAGUAAUGUAAUUAAAAACAGUUCACUUAAUUACAUGUUGAAAAAUAGAGGAAAAAAAAAACACAAUAGAGUAGCAAUACUCAUCAUGUGUCUGUUGAGUUCUUUUGGUAUACUAUUUGGUGUGUUUGGAGUGGGUUUUUUUUAAAUGAAUUUAUUUAAAAAAGGUGUUCGAUAAAUACCAAUGUCUUUCGGUGGCAGCCAGCUCAUGUCUUCCAUUUGACUUAUUUGAAAACAAUAAUAAGUGGGGAAAUGGUAAAUAUGGGAAACUGUGUGUGGAAAUGAAAGAUUGAGACAUUCGUAUGUUUGACUGCUCCAAACUGCAUGGUAGAGUUGUUACAUUUUUUUUUUUGAUGAUGAUGAUGGCAAUGAUGUGAGAGUAUAUGGAUUAUGGAGAUGCUGAAUUAUACAAAGACAAAAGAGCAAAACAGACAAAACAGAUGAAGUUUUAAGCUUCUGCUACCUGGAUUUUUUUUUUUUUUUUUUUUUUUUUUUUUUUUUUUAAAAACACCAGCAGUAUUGGUUUUAUUUUAGUAUGGCUGUAUCCCAAAUGCUGAGUGUUUGACAAAAUUCAUUCAACCAAGUAACAGGUUUGAAAAUAAUAACUUGAGGCUGAUGUAAGAUCUACAUACAUCAGCACACUUUGUUGAAGCCUAACAAUUCUAGCUGCACUUUUUAAAAAAAAAUAUAUAUAUAUAUAUGCAUAUGCCCCAGUGCACUUCCAGUUCCAGAGAAAACACAAUGGCCCUUAUUCAGCAAAGUUGCAUAAAAUCAAGCGCAGAUUUGGAUGCAUGGAAUGACAUAGGAAUAAAUCUGCAUCUGAUUCAUGAAACUCUUAUGAAUGGCGAUAUGAACGCAAUAGAUGAAUCAGCUUCAUCUGCGUGGAUGCAAGUUCCUCCUGACUAAUCCCUUAUUUACAUGCCCUUGUAUUCCUGCUAACUAAUCCCUUAUUUACAUGUCCUAUGCAUAUGGCAUUUCCCAAUAUACCCUCUUAAUAUUAAGCUGUUUAAGGUCACAAUCAGGUAGAAAUUGUUUAUAGGUUAGUUUUUUAUUCAUUUUAGAACUCGAAUAGUUCAGAUUUAACUGAAAUCUGGUUUUUUUUUUUGUUGUUGUUAAUUAAAGCUGUAUAUAUAAAUAUAGGUGAGCCAGGUUUCUCAAACAAAUCAAAUCCUUAGUUCAUAUAAACAAAACAUAGACAUAAAUGAAGCAGUGAAAAUCAGACUACUGAAAUUAACAAUUCAUGUCUAGUAAUUUUUUUUAAGUGUUUUUUUGGAUUUGAAAUUUUUUAAGUGUUGAUAUGAAAUUAAUAUAAUUACUUCAUAAAAGCAAUAUCUAAGGGUCUUUGAAUUAGCCAGGGUCUGUGUUUCCAAAACUACACAUGCUUCAUGAUGCCUCUUGUACACAAUGCAUUACCGUUACUCAAAUGAAGGAUUAAUGAGCUGAUAAAGAUCAACGUCUGCCCCUUUGAGUUACUUUUACAAAUUACAGGUUGACACUAAGCCCCGUUAGCUGUAUUUUAGUACGAGGUUUCCGCACGCACAAUUGUGAUUAUCAGCAUCAUUUGCUAUGUUAAUACUGCUCUACUUAUAGUAUUGAUGAUACUAACAUUGGUUUUCCUUAUUUAAUUGUAAAUCAAGCAUUUUUCAGGUUGUACAAAUUUUACGCUAAUUUACACGCACUCUGUCCAGACGUGUUUCAUACUAAUACGCCAAAGAUGAAACCAACAAAUAAGGAAAGUAGUGUAGUCAUUUUCGUGUGCUCAUUUUACAGUCAUAUUUGACUAUAUGUAACUUUGAUGAAUAAGGGCCAGUGUGAACAUUGGAAAAUAAUGACUAUCCUGAAAUUUGGAUAGAAUUAAUGGUCUUAAAAUGUUUGAUGUUAUAGUUAGAGCACUAACUGUGCUAGAAUGUAGACAUACAUUCUAGCAUUUGGGACAAAGGUACAGUUUCUCAAAUAAAAUGUUGGAAAACAUUUGAUAUAGGCUUUUUUUUUUUUUCUCUUUCUGUUUGGCUGGCUCUCUAGCUUAGCUAAGUUAUUAGUUUCAUGAAUUAAUAAUAGCCCCCUCUAACAAAACGAUGAUGAUUUUGAUAAUGAUGAUCUGCCAGCAAAUCCACUGCCACCAGACUGUUACUACUAACAUCAAAUGACGAUAAGCUGAAUUUGAAGUACUUUAACCACUAAGCUUUUCAAGCUAAUCCUCAGUCAAGUAUAAACAUCUGUUGUAUGAUGUCUUUGUGUGCUCAAUUAGACACACUUUACAUAAUUCCUGAUCCAGCAAAGAAAUCAAUCGUUCAGUCUCAAAUCUGAAGUUGCUUGUUAACAACGGCAUUCGCUGCCAACACAUUAGUUAACUAGCUCUUACCUAAAUGCCUCUAGAGGUUCAGAGGAACUGCCUAGCUAAAUUUAACCCAUUAUAACAAAAAAAAAAAAAAAAUAGCCAUAUCUUUAUCAAGAGAGCCAAAUCACGAGCCAAUACAAAUCAGACCAGCGCUGUUUUUUUUUUUUUUUUUUUUUUCAUUUGCAACACUCUGUGUUGUAGAAGCCAUGAUAAUCAGCACAGCACUGCCCUGAAAUACCAAAUCAUUAGAUAAUUCUCUGUUGACAUGACACAGAAUCCCGUCAAGAGUUUGCUACGUGUAUUUGAUAGGCUACAUUUGUGUACUUGUCCAGCCAAAUCACACUUAAACUUAUGGCCUCGGUUCCAAUACUGUUUUUAGCACAUCCUUGGCAACUUCAUUAGUUCGUCCGCAUUUGCCUUGAGGGAAUUCCUAGCUUAACGCUAAUUCAGAAACUUAAAGGGAAAAAAAAAAAACAACAACCCUGACCUGUUGGUGUUAAAUCUGUUGUCAUAUUGAACGCCACUGCUAGCAGUGUCCCCCCUCGUGACAUCAGCAUGGCACACAAUCACUAUCUUCUCAUAGGAAUAAGAAAUAUAUACACCCAAAUUAGGACCAGGACCUCUAAGCACGCUACAAAUAGUACAAUAUAAAGAUAUUAACUGUGUUUCAGGGUGGAGUAUUCCUUUAAUUAGCUAGAGUGAAGUUUGUUGUAUGGAGGUCCAAGUGACUGAGUCAGCGUAACUGCAGAGUUGCUUUCAGACUGGGUUUUAUAUAAAAGUAAAUAAAGCACCUGUUCCUCCCUCUUCCCCUUGUGCUGCAAGUGGUCAGCGGUGCCGUCGCUUCCGAGUUGUGAGGGAUCGUCAAAAACAGUAUUGUAACACAAGGAUGGAAUUUGUGUUAAGCUUUUGUUGAGAUUAGCGUUGAAAGUUGGAGCAGAAGAACAUUAGUUGCUGAAAUGUAUAGAAAUGGCACAUGGUAUCGUUCAGUCUAUUGCUAAUGGAGGAAUAUAGGUACAGGUGUUUGAUACAGAACAAAUGCUUUGCAUUGCUGGAUAAAGGCUUUACCAAAAAGAGUAAAGGGAAAUAUCUGAUAUAGUUUACUCUGGGGGGUUUAAAAAGGGGAAAAAAACAAAUCGGAAGCGUCAGUGUUUGGGCCGGAGCCGUGUGAUUGCUCUUCCACUUUAAUUUGUUUAUAUUUUACUUUAUUUCUUCAAUCAUACCCUUUUUAAUGUUCAAUCCUCCCCGUGUUUCCUGUUGUACUAGGUUACUGUCUCACUGUUCUCACAGGUUAGACAUCAGUGUACUAGUUCUUGUGUAAGCUUUUUUAGCAUUAGAAUGUAAAAAAGGGGGAAUUAACAUUAUUAACAAAAAAAAAUGUGUAACAAAAUACAAUCCAAGUUUCUUGUGUGGCUAAUUCUGUGUAAUGCUAUGAACAACCGAAAAAAAGGUAUUAAUAAAAAGGAAGUAAACCA
Messenger RNA from Pangasianodon hypophthalmus (striped catfish), 5636 nucleotides. It is a transcript of the gene ndrg2, whose product is annotated as NDRG family member 2. The record is from RefSeq and is a predicted model, not a curated record. Gene Ontology annotation, biological process: signal transduction. The transcript is spliced from 16 exons. The coding region runs from base 293 to 1399 and encodes 368 amino acids. Lineage: Eukaryota; Metazoa; Chordata; Actinopteri; Siluriformes; Pangasiidae. Gene Ontology annotation, cellular component: cytoplasm.